UGAACAGUGUAGACGUGUUUACUCAUAAACAAAGCAUAAGUUAACCUCUAAAGAAAAAUAAAUUUCUUGACUAAUAUAAUAAUUUUAACAAUUGAAACUUGUUAAUAAAAUUUUAUAUAAAUUAUAUAUUUAUAUUAUUUAUUAAACAUGAGAAUCGCAAUUGAAGGAUGCGCUCAUGGCGAGUUAGAUAUUAUUUAUGAUUCAAUAAGAGAAGUUGAAAAGAAUACCGGGCAGAAAGUUGAUUUAUUAUUAUGUUGCGGAGAUUUUCAAUCAACUAGAAAUGUUGGUGAUCUCAAUUGUAUGGCUGUGCCCGAUAAAUAUAAACAAAUUCGUACAUUUCACAAGUACUACUCUGGUGAAAAGUCGGCUCCAGUAUUAACUAUUUUUAUUGGAGGUAAUCAUGAAGCUUCUAAUUAUCUUCAAGAAUUACCCUACGGAGGUUGGGUAGCACCAAAUAUUUAUUAUAUGGGGUAUGCUAGUGUAGUUACUAUUGGUGAUAUAAGGAUUGCGGGUAUUUCUGGAAUUUAUAAGGAACAAGAUUUGCAAUAUGGACAUUUCGAAACACCACCCUAUGAUCGUUCAACUAUUCGAAGUGUUUAUCAUACCCGAAAUAUCGAAGUCUUCCGAUUAAAACAACUCAGUGGAAAAAUAGACAUCUUUUUAUCUCAUGAUUGGCCAUGUGGAGUGACAAAGUAUGGCAAUGAAGAGGACUUAAUUAGAAGAAAGCCAUAUUUCGAAAAGGAUAUUCAAACCAAUUCAUUAGGAAGUCCUCCAUGUAUGGAGCUUUUGAGGCAUCAUUACCCUUCAUAUUGGUUCUCAGCUCAUCUUCAUUGCAAAUAUGCAGCAUUAGUUCCGAAAGAAGAAUCGGACACCGUUACAAAGUUCUUAGCUUUGGACAAAUGUUUACCUGAACGGAAAUUCCUUCAAAUUUUGGACAUUCCACACAAUCAUAAUCAGUCACUGUCAUUAUCAUAUGAUUUAGAAUGGCUAACAAUUUUAUUUCUCACAAAUCAUUUAUUAAAUGUUCAAAAGAGUAGGCAGCAUAUGCCAACAUCAGAUGCUAUUGGACGUUGGAAAUAUACUCCAACUGAAUCAGAGAAGAAGAGUGUCUUGGAAAAAUUUAAUAACAAUUUAAAAAUUCCACUGAAUUUCAAGCAAACGGCUCAAUCAUUUGAUUCAAAAGAUCCAUUAAAUUCAAGAAAUGUAACGUUCCAGAUAAAUUAUCAAACCACUGAUUUUUGCCAAAAACUAGGCAUAGAUGAUCCUUCUUUUCUCCUGAAAAUACUCAGGAAUGAAAAAAUUGAAGACAUCAGUCCUAGUAAAAGAAAGGAACCAGAAGAUGAGGAAAUAGAAGAGGAUGAGGAUGAAGAAAUGCUUUCCGAACCAUCUAGUACAAUUUCAUCAUUUCAACAUAUCUCUUCAUCUUUUUGCGAUUCUACAUGUGAUGAUUCUAUGACUGAUACCUCGACGUCUAUAUCUACAUCACCAACAACUCCAUCAACCGGUACAUCUGAUAAACCAGUAGAGCCAACAAUGAAGAAAUUUAGAAGACGAAAUUUUUCUAUUUAUGAAAGUAUAAUGUAAAUAAAUUGUUAUUGGAUGAAAAAUUAAAAUAAAUAAAAUUUUUGAUAUAUUUUUAAUAAA
Molecule: messenger RNA, 1644 nt
Organism: Chelonus insularis
Lineage: Eukaryota; Metazoa; Arthropoda; Insecta; Hymenoptera; Braconidae
Gene: ldbr
Product: lariat debranching enzyme
Exons: 4
Coding region: 148-1584 (478 amino acids)
Biological process (GO): mRNA splicing, via spliceosome
Cellular component (GO): nucleus
Molecular function (GO): RNA lariat debranching enzyme activity
Source: RefSeq, a predicted model, not a curated record